CUACAUGUAGUACGGUAUGUGAUGCCAACAACGCAAACAACAGCUGUCGUCGCCAUUGAAAAACCUUGUCAAGUCAACGUGUCUUUCAUUUCUUGUGCUUCUGUGUGUGUGAGUGAGAAAAUAAAGAUGAGCCGAUGAACAGCAUCUUUAUCAUUAUUCCAUCUAUUGAAAGAAGAGCAGCCACAGCUCAAAAAAAUCAGCUACAGCUAGCUCAGAAAAAUGUUUCGUCAACCACUGUGGAGGAUACCCCUCUUCCUCCUCCUCUUGGUAGUUCCAGCAUCGGCAUUUGCACCUCCCAGUACCAUCCAAGGAGUACACCAAACGAGACAACCACAGUCCACACAUACCAAAACAUCUACCACCAGUCUCAAUGUGGUAUUUACGCGUCUCUCCGAAGACUGUCUCCAGGCACUGAGUGUCGCUCAAGAACAAGCCAAAAUUUCAGAACGCAAACAAAUCGAUGCCAGCUACAUGCUAUUGGGCUUGUGCGAACAUCCCGGCAAUGCCGCGUCCACCUUUCAAAAAUACAAUAUUCAGUGGCAAACGGUCCGUCGCACACUCAACUACCUGCAAGAUACACCCGGAGGAACCAUCAAGACAUUGACGUUGGCCGAUUUCAAAGACACGUCGGCCGAUGUCCAGUUGCCCUACUCGACGUAUUUGCAAGAACGGCUCUUUGACGCCGGACGGAUAUCCCAACAAAUGGGAGCCGACGAAAUUGAUGCCGAACAUGUAUUCUUGGCAUUGCUCAAUUACGAAGAAAUUGAUGGAGAAACCUAUGCCGCCACACGGGGAGAUGACUGUGAAGCCAUGGAAUUGCUAUACCACAUUGAUGCCACGCUGGAAGGAGAAGAUAUUUGUCAGGAUCUACUCUUGGCACUUAUGGAUGCCAAGAAAAAUCCAAAACAAGAUACUAAUAAUAACGAUACGACACAAAAAACAACAAAAGCGGGCAACAAGGAUAAUAAUGUCCUGGCGCCCACAGGAGGUGGAGCCACUGCAGCGGCCGACAAUACCAACAUGACACUCUUGGAACAAUACGGUACCGAUCUCACACAAAUGGCCAAAGACGGCGAACUGGAUGUCGUCCAUGGACGAGACGAAGAAAUUCAAGCAUGUAUGCGCAUUCUCUUGCGUCGACGCAAAAACAAUGUCUGUCUCAUUGGCGAAGCUGGAACGGGAAAAACAUCCAUUGCCGAAGCAUUGGCACAACGAUUCGUAUCGGGUGAAAAUUGCCCCGUACAACUCAAGGGGUACAAAAUGGUAUCGCUCGAAACCAGCGCCAUGGUAGCCGGGACCAAAUACCGGGGUGCCUUUGAAGAACGACUGCGAGGGAUUAUCCAAGAAAUUGUGGAUGGAUCCAGUUCUCGCACCAUUUUGUUUCUCGAUGAAAUGCACACCCUCAUGGGAUCCGGAGCGACCGAUGGAGGAGGGACCGAUGCCGCCAAUCUACUCAAACCCUAUCUGGCGCGAGGACAGCUGAAAGUCGUGGCGGCCACCACCAUUACCGAAUACAAUCGAUUCAUUGCCAAAGAUCCGGCCAUGGACCGACGAUUCCAACCCGUACUAAUCAAGGAACCAUCCGUCGAACAAACGGUACAAAUAUUGGAAGCACUCUUGCCGUUUUAUCGGGGUCAUCAUCGCGUCGAGUUUGAACCAAACAGUCUCGAAGCCGCGGCGCGAUUGUCGGAUCGCUACAUUGCAGAUCGGUUUUUGCCCGAUAAGGCGAUUGAUUUGCUCGACGAAGCCGGAGCAUUGGCUACGUUAAGACGAGUCCCCAACGAACCUGCUCCCGUGGUAGAUGAAGCUUUGAUUAUGGAAAUCGUGUCGACAUGGUCGACCAUUCCCGUCGGUGCUCUGGAAAUGGAUGAAACGGAAAAACUCGAACGACUCGAGGAAAGCAUGGCGGAACGAGUCAAAGGACAGGAGCGUGCCGUGACUGCCGUAGCGCGGGCUAUUCGACGGGCCCGGACGGGAGUCCGAGAUCCACGACGACCCAUUUCCUCAUUUUUGUUUGCCGGGCCAACUGGAACAGGCAAAACGGAACUCUGCAAGACCUUGGCAGAGACGUACUUUGGCUCUGAACGAAGUAUGAUUCGUAUUGACAUGUCUGAGUACGGUGAAAAGUUCACCGUGUCACGGUUGACUGGCCCACCCCCAGGCUUCAUUGGUUACGAAGAAGGUGGACAACUGACAGAGGCGGUGCGUCGCGCGCCACACAGUGUCAUUCUUCUAGACGAACUCGAGAAAGCGCAUCCUGAUGUUCUGAAUGUUUUGCUGCAAGUCAUGGACGAUGGAAUCCUAACUGACGGAAAGGGGCGAACUGUGUCAUUCAAGAAUACAAUCAUCAUCAUGACCUCCAACAUUGGAAGUCGCAAAGUGCUGCAACUGACCAAACAAGAGGGCAAGGAAAACAAUGGCAUUGCCCCUGACGGGGAUGGAAGACCCAAGUAUGCCAAGCUGUCCAACGUAGUCCAGGCGGAACUUGAAUCUUUCAUGAAGCCCGAGUUUCUGAAUCGUAUCGACGACGUUGUCAUCUUUCAGCCAUUGACGGAAAAUGAACUGGCCGAGAUUGCUUCGCGAAUGGCAUUUGACAUUGCAGUACGGACAAAGCUUGACAGGAAUAUAAAUGUUGUGGUCCAGCCAAAACUGCUCAUACAGAUGGUCAAGGAAGGUAGCAAAGCAGCGGCUCAGUUUGGUGCACGUCCAAUGAGACGAGCUGUCCAACGAAUCUUGGAAGAUGCCAUUAGCACAGCAGUCAUGAAGAAUUUCGUAACAUCUGGCGGAACCGCAAGUUUUGAUUUGGAAGGGGAAGUACCGGAAGAAUGCAACGUGGAUGAGUUGGUGACUUACACAGUCGCAAUCAGCCGUGAUCAAGACGAUGAAGUGUUACGUGUGGAGAUGGAAGAGUCAUGUCGUGACAUGGUGUCAGAUGUAUUUGCCGAUGACGAGAACGACGCAGAACCGUCAUCGAAAGCUAGCGACGACGAGCUACUCACAAAGCCGAACGGAGCGCAUCCAGUUCCAGUCACUGAGUAGCUUCCUCGCAGCAUAGACAAUCAUAGACAACAUACAUAGGAAACAUAGUCUUGUACACCCGAUUACAUUCUACAUUUUAGCAACGUCUGCUUUAUCAAAAA
Seminavis robusta is the source of this 3140-nucleotide messenger RNA. The record is from the annotation of a GenBank genome assembly. NCBI's taxonomy places the organism in Eukaryota, Bacillariophyta, Bacillariophyceae, Naviculales, Naviculaceae.